CGCCCGUGGAUUCGAUGGAUUUGGUCACGACUUUCUGCUUCUGCGUUUGCUUCUCAGCUCAAACGAAAUCUUUCCCAAAAUCCCAUUCUUUCGAAUUUCAGUCUCAAACUCUAGGGUUUUAGUCAAUCCACGUGUCGAAAUGUUGGGUGGGUUGUACGGAGACCUUCCUCCACCCUCCGAUGACGAUAAGCCAACCACCACCACUGCUAACGUCUGGUCCACCGCCGCCAAGAUGGCGCCGCCCACUCUCCGCAAACCCUCAUCGAUUUUGGCGCCACCACAAACCAUCCUCAAAUCCCAAUCCAAGCCCAAAACCCUAAAUCCCCAAACCAAAGGCCAAAACUCCCCAAUAAUCCUUCCGUCCCCCGUCAAUGCCACGUCAGCUCCCCCUCAAACGGCCCUCGUCGGCGUCACAUCCACCGUCAUCGAAGAGUACGAUCCCGCCCGACCCAACGAUUACGAAGAAUACCGAAGAGAACGGAAAAGAAAACAAAUGGAAGCCGAAAUGAGGAGGGAAUUGGAGAGAAGACGGCAAGAGGAAGAAGAAAGAGAGAGGAGAGAAAGAGAAGAAAGAGAGCGAGAACGGGAAAGAGAGCGGGAUUUGUCUUCCAGGGUGAAUAUUUCUGGAGAGGAAGCGUGGAAGAGACGCGCAGCUAUGAGCAGUGGGGGUGGAGGGGUGCCAAGGUCUCCGUCCCCUCCGGGGAAUGGGGAGGGAGGUGGGUUUAGUAUAGGGAAGUCUGAGACGAGUGGGUUGGGAGUUGGGGCGGGAGGGCAAAUGACUGCUGCGCAGAGAAUGAUGGCGAAAAUGGGGUGGAAGGAGGGCCAGGGGCUUGGAAAACAGGAGCAGGGGAUCACGACGCCUUUGAUGGCAAAAAAGACUGAUAGGAGAGCCGGGGUUAUCGUGAAUGCCAGUGAGAACAAAGCCGAGAAGAAGGUUAAGAGUGUCAACUUCGAUGGGAUGCCUACCCGGGUUUUGCUCCUGCGUAACAUGGUUGGUCCUGGUGAGGUAGAUGACGAUCUAGAAGAGGAGGUUGGAUCUGAAUGUGCAAAGUAUGGAACAGUUACACGGGUUCUCAUAUUUGAGAUUACAGAACCAAAUUUCCCAGCUGAUGAGGCAGUGAGAAUAUUUGUGCAAUUUGAAAGAUCCGAAGAGACAACAAAAGCAUUAAUUGACCUUGAUGGUCGGUUUUUUGGUGGUAGGGUGGUGCGUGCCUCAUUUUAUGACGAGGAAAGAUUUGGUAAAAACGAGUUGGCUCCAAUGCCUGGGGAGAUUCCAGGUUUCACCUAAGUAACAGGAAGUUGUUUGUGAUUGCAAGGCAAAUUUCUCUCUGGACUUUGAUGAUAAAUUUACUUCUAGGACUAAGAUAUGGUUUUCAUUUAAACAGAUUGAUGAAAUUUGGCACUGCUGUGAGUAGAGCAUUCAGACCAGGAGUAGCUUUUACUUUGUUUUCUUUUCUCUCUGGCAGUUGGUUGGAAUUAUGCUUUUGUAACAAAUUACAAUUGUGUCAUGGGUUUAUCCAUCCAACCAAUAUGGGUAGGUCCCGGUUAUCCCAAAAAAAAAAAACAUAUGGGGCAUUUUUAUCAACUUUCAGCAAAGUUGUUUGCCAGGAGUUCUACCAAGUUCAGUGUGGUACUCUAGUUGAGUUAGGAUUAAUCAAAAUGAUAUUGUUUUGAUAUGUAUUAAUUAAAAUGAUAUCAUUUUAACAAAUUUGAAUUGA
Mangifera indica (mango) is the source of this 1718-nucleotide messenger RNA. RefSeq names its product DNA-damage-repair/toleration protein DRT111, chloroplastic-like. Gene Ontology annotation, cellular component: precatalytic spliceosome. Lineage: Eukaryota; Viridiplantae; Streptophyta; Magnoliopsida; Sapindales; Anacardiaceae. Gene Ontology annotation, molecular function: RNA binding. The coding region runs from base 140 to 1288 and encodes 382 amino acids. The transcript has 2 exons. Gene Ontology annotation, biological process: mRNA cis splicing, via spliceosome. The record is from RefSeq and is a predicted model, not a curated record.